AUGGAGUGCUGUGUCGUAGUUGAAGCCACCAGCAGAUGCAAGGCAGGACUUUUGUUGCUCCUGCGUGGGGUGGCCCAUGCUCAAGAACAGACCUCCCAUCCUGAAAGAAUGUUUGGGGCGCUCUCGUCCAGGCUCCAGAACCUGUCGGAUGGAACCUUCCUCUCCCCCCGACGGAUCCGAGAUCUCAUCUCCUCACCAACCCCACAUCGCCGCCGCCGCCACUGCCGCCUCCACCUCCACUAUCCACUGGGCGGAACGGCUGCCGGCUCGCUGAUGCUACUCCAGUCGACGUUGCCGGCUUUCCCUGUCUGCUCCAAUGACGAGGCCGUGGAGGUUGUGCUCAUGGGCGACCAGGCGAAGGCCGAGGAUGGGCUCCUGCAGGUGAUCAGGCGUACAGCGAUGGGCUCGGCGGCGUCCAGGUGGGAUGCUUCCUGCGCAGGUAUCCAGCAAGGAGACCUCAAACGAGCUCCCAGUAGUGCUGAUGGCGACGACAUUGCUGUCCUCAUCACCAUCUCAACCACCCAGCAUCCCUCCAGAUCGAAGAUGUUAAGGACGCCUCAACGCAUGCGCUGCAGCCCUGGCCCAGACCUUGUCAAAGAUGGAAUUGAAGUCCAGAAGGAUGGAGCUGGAAGAUUCCUAAUUCUCUAUGGUGUGAGCAACAACCUUUAA
This is a messenger RNA of Miscanthus lutarioriparius, 669 nucleotides long. Lineage: Eukaryota; Viridiplantae; Streptophyta; Magnoliopsida; Poales; Poaceae. The record is from the annotation of a GenBank genome assembly.